This is a messenger RNA of Hansenula anomala, 501 nucleotides long. RefSeq lists its product as uncharacterized. The transcript is spliced from 5 exons. NCBI's taxonomy places the organism in Eukaryota, Fungi, Ascomycota, Saccharomycetes, Phaffomycetales, Wickerhamomycetaceae. Bases 1 to 501 code for a protein of 166 amino acids. The record is from RefSeq and is a predicted model, not a curated record.
AUGAAGGCUGUAUAUGUGGCACUGUGCUGCUUUGUGAUCAAUGUGCUAGCAAAUACUGAAGCGUUUUACGUCAAGCUUCCUAAUGUCCAAUUGGAAUCGAAACAAUCUUAUGAACAAAUCACCAUAGAUGAAGUGAACAAAGUAAAAUUUACUGUUCCUUCACCAAACUCACAAAAUCAUUCUUAUAAAUGGUUCAAGAUCUCUGGUGGUAACCCUGGUGAUAUAUAUAAUGCUAGAUUUUCAUGGAGUGCACUGGAUCCAAUUAACGUUGUUCAUUUUGAUUUUGAAACUCUCAAUGAGCACAAUGAAUCUGGCUUAUUCUUAUACUUGGAAACCAAAUAUGAUUGCUAUUCCAAGGAUCAACAGUUUAUGAACUCUGAGCACAAUGUUGAAGCAAAAAUAUCAUACAUGGUUAUGUGUUUGACUUCCUCAAACAUAGUUGAAGAGCUGUAUCCAAAAAUUGAAAAGGUCUUUACUGAAACCACUAUUGUUAAAGAAUAG